AUGGCACAGAAUGUAUUUAUUGUAGCUGCUAAAAGAACUGCUUUUGGAGCUUUUGGUGGUACGCUAAAGAAUUAUACAGCGACCGAACUUGGUGGAAUUGCUGCAAAGGCUGCUGUUAAUACUUUACCAAAAGACGUUCCAAUUGAUUCCGUGAUAUUUGGUAACGUUUGCCAUACCGAUAGCACCGCGGCUUAUUUAGCUCGUCAUGUUGGACAUCGUGCUAGCUUGCCUGUUCAUGUGCCAGCAUUAACGAUAAAUCGAUUGUGUGGUAGUGGAUUUCAAUCAGUUAUUAAUGCCGUUCAUGAAAUUCGAGUUGGUGAUGCAAAUGUUGUAUUAACUGGUGGAACGGAAAGUAUGAGUAAAUCGCCUUAUACCCUUAAUGACGCCCGUUGGGGAACUCGUUAUGGGGUUGAUCUCAAGUUAGAGGAUUCGUUGGCUGCUGCUUUGGUUGAUCAAUAUCCGUCAAAAACACCGAUGGGUAUUACAGCUGAAAAUCUAGGCGAGAAAUAUAAUAUUACUCGUGAACAAGCGGAUGAAUACGCGUUAAGUAGUCAAAAACGUUGGGCGGCUGCUAAUGAAGCCGGACGGUUUAAACAAGAAAUUGUACCUAUUGAAAUUAAAACGAGAAAGGGUGUUGAAAUAUUUGACACGGAUGAACAUCCUCGUCCAAAAACUACGAUAGAAUCACUUGCAAAGCUUGCUCCAGUAUUUAAAAAAGAUGUCGGCCUCGUUACUGCUGGCAACGCCUCUGGCAUAAGUGAUGGUGCCGGAGCGAUAAUCGUUGCUGGUGAAAAUGCUGUAAAGGGAUUCAAGUUAACUCCUUUAGCGAGAAUCGUUAGUUAUUUCUCAACGGGGGUCGAACCUACCAUUAUGGGAAUUGGUCCGGUUCCUGCUAUAAGAAGGGUUUUAGAGAAAGCCAAAUUGAAUCUUAAUGAUAUUGGACUAAUUGAAGUUAACGAAGCUUUUGCUGCUCAAUAUUUAGCAGUGGAAAAAGAAUUAGGAUUAGAUCGUAGCAUUACAAAUGCUAAUGGUGGAGCUAUCGCUUUGGGUCAUCCACUUGCUGCGUCAGGUUCUCGCAUCUUGGCGCAUUUGGUUAAUGAGUUACAUAGAACCAAAAUACAAUAUGCCAUUGGAUCCGCUUGUAUUGGUGGCGGUAUUGCGAUUAUCCUUGAACGCGUUUAA
Molecule: messenger RNA, 1182 nt
Organism: Funneliformis mosseae
Lineage: Eukaryota; Fungi; Glomeromycota; Glomeromycetes; Glomerales; Glomeraceae
Source: the annotation of a GenBank genome assembly